This is a messenger RNA of Phoenix dactylifera (date palm), 813 nucleotides long. Lineage: Eukaryota; Viridiplantae; Streptophyta; Magnoliopsida; Arecales; Arecaceae. The record is from RefSeq and is a predicted model, not a curated record.
ACCCCCUUCUUGAUCGAGUUAAAGAUUCCUGGCGGGAAACUGGGAGGAGAACUGAGGCCCGUAAAAACCUAGCUCCCUUCCCCUUUCUCCUCAAAACCCUACCUCCACUUCUCCUUCCUCGCGCCUCCAAAACCCUAGCUGAAAACCAGAGGGGAGAGGGAGGAGAAACCCUAGAAUUCCAACCUUCUCCUCGUCAAAGCCUCGCUCCGUCGGGCGAUGGCGCUCUACCUCCUCUUUGAAUCCGCCUCCGGCUACACCCUCUUCCACGCGUACGGCCUCGACGAGAUCGGCCAGAACACCGAGGCCAUCCGAAACUCGGUCCUCGACCUCACGCGCUUUGGCAAGGUGGUCAAGCUCGUCGCCUUCCACCCUUUCUCCUCCGCCCUCGAUGCCCUGAACCAAUGCAGCGCCAUCUCCGAAGGGCUCAUGACCGAUGCGUUGAGGAACUUCUUGGAAAUCAACCUUCUGAAACCAAAAGAGGGGAAGAAGGCUAAGUUCAGCCUCGGCGUUGCAGAGCCCAAGUUUGGGUCUCAGGAAGUGACCAAGAUUCCUUGCCAGAGCAAUGAGUUUGUUCUCGAGCUCCUUCAUGGUGUCAGGUUGCACUUUGAUAGGUUCAUUAAAGACUUAAAGCCAUCAGACUUGGAGAAGGCUCAGCUGGGUUUGAGUACAAUCAUUGUUCAGGAUCUCGGUCAUUUGUUACAACAAUGACUAUACCGCUGGAGUUUAAUAGUUCUGAAUAUCUUGAAUUUUCAGAAUUCUAUAAGAAAACUCAUACCAAGAAGAACAAAGAGUGAAUUGAUCCUAUUUGCGCCG